UCCAGAAGAUAGGAGCCUAGGAGUACAGCAGCUCCCGGAGCGGGCGGCUCGGGGCAGCGGCCUGGGCCGAGAGCUUCUUAAAGCCGCCGCAGGCCGCUGCACCGAAUCCCGGGAGCCCUCCCCAAACGCACUUGGGACUCGGUGGGUGGAGGCGCGUCCUGGCCUGCAGGAGGAACUGGGUACAGGCUGUCCUCCAGCACGUCCCUACCGGCCACCGCCGCCGGGCGUGGCCUCUUGCGCCACGCCCCCUGACACGCCCCCGGGCCCCCUCUCCCGGCGGGGGUCCCCUCCCUCUUCGGCCCUGGACCCAGCGUGGCGCGCUCCCCGCUGGGUGCCAUGGCCUCGCGGCUCCUGCACCGGCUGCGACACGCCCUGGCUAGCGAUGGCCCGGGGGAGGCGGCGGCGGGCCCAGAGGCCGAGCAGUUCCCUGAGAGCUCCGAGCUGGAGGACGACGACGCCGAGGGCCUGUCCUCCCGCCUCAGCGGCACCCUCAGCUUCACUAGUGCAGAGGAUGACCCGGACGACGACGAAGAGGACGACGACGAGGCGGGCCCCGACUCGCUAGCCUCCGGGGACGGGACUUCGGGAGAAGACGCAGAACGAAGUCCUCCACCUGAUGGACAACGGGGCAGUCAACCCCUGGCCCGGCAGCUACAGGAUUUCUGGAAGAAGUCUCGGAACACCCUAGUUCCACAGCGGCUGCUUUUUGAGGUGACCAGCGCCAAUGUUGUCAAGGACCCUCCCUCCAAGUACGUGCUCUACACCCUCGCCGUGAUGGGCCCAGGGCCACCAGAUCGCCAACCAGCCCAGAUUUCUCGCCGCUACUCGGACUUUGAGAGGCUGCACAGAAACCUGCAGCGGCAAUUCCGGGGCCCCAUGGCUGCCAUCUCCUUCCCUCGUAAGCGCCUGCGCCGGAACUUUACUGCAGAAACCAUUGCCCGCCGUAGCAGGGCCUUUGAACAGUUUUUGGGCCACCUGCAGGCAGUGCCUGAGUUACGCCAGGCUCCAGACCUACAGGACUUCUUCCUGCUGCCCGAGUUGCGGCGGGCGCAGAGCCUCACCUGUACGGGCCUUUAUCGCGAGGCUCUGGCCCUGUGGGCCAACGCUUGGCAGCUGCAGACCCAGUUGGGCACCCCUUCUGGCCUAGACCGCCCCCUGCUGACUCUGGCUGGGUUGGCUGUGUGCCACCAGGAACUGGAGGAUCCUGGGGAGGCGAGAGCUUGUAGUGAGAAGGCUCUGCAGCUGCUGGGGGACAAGAGACCCCAUCCUUUCCUGGCACCCUUUCUCGAGGCGCAUGUCCGGCUCUCCUGGCGCCUGGGUCUGGACAAGCGGCAGUCCGAGGCUCAGCUUCAGGCGCUCCAGGAGGCAGGCCUCACCCCUACCCCACCCCCCAGCCUCAAGGAGCUGCUCAUUAAAGAGGUGCUGGACUGAUGAGUACCCAGCUGCCCCAGGCUAGGGGGCGAGGACUGAAAGGGGUUCUGGGAGCCCUUAAAGUAGCUCCCGAAGGAGUCUGCAGCAGCCCGAGAGGAACUUGGUUUUGCCGGGCUGGACUGCGAACAGGCUUUGGCUGGGAUUAUCCCAGGAUGACACCAGGAGGAAGUCUCUUUAGUCUACCACAACCGGAGCCUGUGGCCAAGGUCAGAAAUCAAUG
This is a messenger RNA of Acomys russatus (golden spiny mouse), 1651 nucleotides long. RefSeq names its product sorting nexin family member 21 (gene Snx21). Gene Ontology annotation, molecular function: phosphatidylinositol phosphate binding; protein binding. Gene Ontology annotation, cellular component: early endosome membrane. Lineage: Eukaryota; Metazoa; Chordata; Mammalia; Rodentia; Muridae. Gene Ontology annotation, biological process: protein transport. The record is from RefSeq and is a predicted model, not a curated record. The transcript is spliced from 3 exons. The coding region runs from base 337 to 1431 and encodes 364 amino acids.